AUGAUUUUGUUAGGUACAUUAUUAGUGCUAUUUGGAGUUUUUUCAUUAAGUUGGAGAUUAAAUGAAUUUUCAGAUUCAAAAGAUAAUAUUUAUAAUUCAUUAAAAAGAAAUUCAAUUAAUUCAAAUACAGAAAGAUCAUUAUUAUUAUCACCUGGAACAAAUAUGAUUCAAACUCAAUCAAAUCAAUUUAAUACUUCAUUUGGUUCAAAUCUUGAUGAAAAUUUUGGAGAUAAUACAGAAUAUAUAUCAUUUGGUUCACCAAAAGGUGAAUCACCAAUUGUUAUAAAUGAUGAACCAGGUUAUACAAGUGAUGAAUUAGAUCAUGUUUCUAAAUCACCAAUUUUAUCACCUUUUAAAUAUGGUAGUAUAAUUGAUAAUAAUCCAAGUGGUAUAAUUGGUUCUAAAAAUCAAAAAAGAAGAAGUAAAAGAGUAUUAUCAUAUGAACAAAAUGAAUUAUUAAAUCAAUUGAAAAAAAUGCCAGAUGUUUAG
Molecule: messenger RNA, 489 nt
Organism: Hansenula ciferrii
Lineage: Eukaryota; Fungi; Ascomycota; Saccharomycetes; Phaffomycetales; Wickerhamomycetaceae
Exons: 1
Coding region: 1-489 (162 amino acids)
Source: RefSeq, a predicted model, not a curated record